Molecule: messenger RNA, 2411 nt
Organism: Saccostrea cuccullata (small rock oyster)
Lineage: Eukaryota; Metazoa; Mollusca; Bivalvia; Ostreida; Ostreidae
Exons: 8
Coding region: 95-1357 (420 amino acids)
Source: RefSeq, a predicted model, not a curated record
UGUGGUUUUACUUACAUGUAAAUGUUGAAAAUACUGGUGAAGAUGACACUUUUAACUUAAAUCAACUAUAUGAAGCUUCCCUUAAAAAUACAAGAUGAAGUUUGUAUAUGUGAUGCUGAUGAAUACUAUUAUUGUCUGUUCUCCGUGGUUUGAUGUUUUUUCUGAUGGACAAAGUCUUUACCACUGCAUUUCAGAAAAAGCUUGUGAAAAUGCAACUGCAGCCACUCUAUUUGAGCCCAAACAUAGAGCAGUAAAUUGUCGAUACAAUGGAUCCGAAAAUUACUGUGAUCGCUAUAUCACCCCCGGAUGGUACCGAUUUAACUUUGACAUGGUCACAUAUCCCCCCGCCUUAGGAAGCUGUGGAACUCUGUAUCCAUAUUGGUUAAACGGAACUAUUCCAUUGGGAGAUAAGGAGGAAAUUAGUGGAACCGUGUGUCAAGUUGGUUUCUCGCACACUUGUACUAAAAAAGUCACAAUAAGAAUUCUAAACUGUCGUGUAUUCAGAGCAUAUUGUCUUACGGCUCUAGAUGCCUGUCCAGAAAGAUAUUGUUUUGGAGAAGUAGAUCCCAGUUGUCAAUCAACAACGGAAGGAGAAAUCACAACAAGUGUAACAGCGAGACUUAUUGCAACAUCACGUGGUGGUACAUAUUCUGUUAUAACCAAUCAAGUCAUAACACGUAGUGGAUCUGAUCCGCUACGGGAUGCGAUUUCCGUACCAACUCAAAAUACAACACUUCCUGGUGCUGAUUCUUUUACCACCGCCAGGAUAGCAACACCUUCCGAUUCUGUUACAACCGCCCGGAAAGCAACACCUCCUGAUUCUGUUACAACCGCCCAGAUAGCAACUUUUCCUGAUUCUGUUACAACUGCCCAGAUCUCAACACUACCUGGUGCUGCUUCACUUGAUAAUUUCAAUGCAUUGCCUACGGUGCUUUUGGUUUUAAUCCCUUCAUUACUGGUGUUGGUCAUUUUGAUUGGAAUUUUUAUAAGGAUUAUAUGUUACUCAACAAUUUGCAAGAAGCCACUUGCCGUUAUUACUCCAGAAAAGGAAUAUGACCAUAUCGACACAAGUGAGAGAAAUGUUGAGGAAGGCCCAUAUGAUCAGCUUAAAGUGAGAAUGGGGGAAGUGCAGACAGUGACAGAGAGUAAGGAAAGAGAAUAUACUGAUCUAGCAGAGAGAAAGGAUGGAGAGUAUGUUGAUAUAGAGGAGAGUAAGGAUGGAGAGUAUGUUGAUAUCGCAGAGAGUAAGGAUGGACAAUAUACCGAUCUCCUGGAGAUUAAGGAUUAUCAACAAAAGGAACAAGAAGGCGAAUAUCAAGCAUUGGAAAAGAUCACAAACCAGAGUUUACAGUGUUAGUGACAGAUACAUGUAAAACGGAAUCCGAAUAUAAUCAGAUCAAAGAUGUCAAGAAUGUUAAUUUCAAUUUAUUUUAUCAAAAUGCUUAUCAAUUGUGCAAUGUAUAUUACAUGUACUAAGUAUUGUUAUAACAGUGUUUUGUUUGAUUUUGUAAACAAGUGUAUGUCAAUUUGAUAUUUCAAAAAAUGCUCAUUCUGCGAACAGAUAUCAAUGUGACAUUGAUCUCUUUAGAAUAAAAACACUUUGAAACUAGAACAAUUCUAAUUUAUUUUAACUGGUUAUAAUCAAUCAAAAUUUGCAUAAGAAAAAAUUUAAAAGACUACAAAAGACACAGUAGAUAUUCAUGUUUGUCUGAAUUCUAUUGUUUUUAUCCAAUUUAAGAUUUUCCCUAAAUUCCGCUAGAUUGUUUUCCAAGUCUAAAUGUUUAACUGAAGUCAAUUGGUUUGUUUUCCGAGUUAAAAUGUUUCACUGAAAUCGUUUGGUUUGAUACACGUGUAUAGAUGUUUCCUUAAAUUCAAUUGGUUAGUUGUAAGGUUUUUAAAGUUUUGAAGAAUUUCAUUGGUUUGUUAUCCGAGUUUAAAAGUUUCGCUUAAUUUCAUUAGUUUGUUAUCCUAGUUUAAAUGUAUCGUUGCAUUCCAUUGGUUUACUAUCCGAGUUUUAAUAUGUUGUUGAAUUCAAUUCGUUGGUUAUCCGAUAUAAAAUAUUUAACUGAUUUCAUUGGCUUCUUAUCCGAGUUUAAAUGUUUCGAUGAUUUCCAUUGGUUUGUUUUCAAAGUUUAAAUGUUUCACUGAACUCCUUUGGUUUGGCUUCCGAAUGAUAAUUUAAACGUUUCUUGAAUACCAUUGGUUUGUUAUCCGAGUUUAAAUGUUUCGUUAAAUUCCAUUGGUUUGUUAUCCGAGUUUCAAUGUUUCGUUAAAUUCCAUUGGUUUGUUAUCCGAGUUUAAAUGUUUCGUUGGUCUGAAUUCCCUGUAGUUUCUCUGAUAUUCCUCCACCUCCACGCCCUCCCAAUGAUGAAACGUCAGGGGGUCUAUAAACCAUGAAAACAUGUAAAAUG